Molecule: messenger RNA, 536 nt
Organism: Meloidogyne enterolobii
Lineage: Eukaryota; Metazoa; Nematoda; Chromadorea; Rhabditida; Meloidogynidae
Source: the annotation of a GenBank genome assembly
CAAUGAGAAUACAUUUUGCUAAAGUUGUUACUGAAAUUGUUUGCAGUGUUCCACUUGAUUUACGAGAAAAUUUGUUACCAAUGGAUUUGCGUCGUUCAUUAUUUUUCCUCUUCUUUUCUUGGUGUAGUCGAAUUUUGGCUAAUUCUAAUGAUAAUAGAAGGUUUUUUUAAUUUUUAAAAUUAAUAUUUAUUGAUUUGUGUGUUAAAUAAAAUGAAGAAAUUUGGGGGUUAAGGUGUUGAAUUUAGUUGAGUUCUUUCUCUAAAGUAUGGAGAAAUGAUUGAUUUUUGAUUUAAACAUUAAUGGGUCCAUGUCAAUUCUGAAGUGUUUUCUGACUUUUUUGAGGGUUUUUUUUCUUAUUUUCUUUGGCUCAAGUUCAAAAAAUUGAUAAGUAUCAAGUUCAAACUUCUUUUCUUUCUCUCUAUUCCACACUUUUUAUAAAACUUCCAUUGGUAAAGCACUAUUUGCGGAUAUCUUCUGAGUUUUUGUGUUAUGCCUUUUUAUCCCCAAUUUAUUCCACGCCUUUCAAUUUCCCUUCA